AUGGUAAACGCGGAAGAUAUCCAAAUAAUAAACGAAGUAAUUGCAGUUCUGCAACCAAUAGAAGCAGUAUCUACAGAGAUAUGUGGGGAUCAUUACAUUACUAUCAGCAUGGUGAUCCCGAUGGUUAAUUGUUUGGAAAAAAAACUUUUAAGUCUACAACCUGAAACAGAUACGGGAAAAGAAUUUAAGAGGAUCACAGUUACUGAAAUAUCUAAAAGAUUUGGCGAUGUGGAAGCAAAUGCACUGUUAGGGAUUUCAACUCUGUUAGAUCCCAGAUUUAAGAGACUGCAUUUCCAAAAACCAUUAUUAUUGGCUCAAUGGAUAAAUCGCAUUAAACAUUUAUUGGCAGAAAAUACUUUUACGAAGUCCGAGCACUCAGAACCUGAACCUGUUAGUCCUAUUACAACAAAAAAUACUUCUGAAAAUGUUAAAGAUAUAGAUAAUAUCUGGACUUUGCAUGAUCAGCUAGUCCAACAAAAUAUACAGCAAGGGGAAGGGGCCGAAAGUAGCUUCGUCAAUGAACUGCAACAAUAUUUAAAACAGCCGAUUAUUCCAAGAACAUCAGAUCCGUUAGAGUUUUGGAAAACUCAUAAAUGUAUCUACCCAAAAUUGACGGCAACCGCCUUAGAACAUUUUUCAAUAGUAGCGACGUCAGUGCCGUCAGAGCGCCUCUUUUCUAGGGCUGGAAAUAUUUUAGAUCCAUCUCGUAAUAAACUGUCAAGCAAGCGAUUUUCCCAUAUUCUUUUUUUAAACUCCCUAGAUAUUAGUCAUUGGAAUUUAUAA
Anthonomus grandis grandis is the source of this 783-nucleotide messenger RNA. RefSeq names its product zinc finger BED domain-containing protein 4-like. Gene Ontology annotation, molecular function: protein dimerization activity. The record is from RefSeq and is a predicted model, not a curated record. The coding region runs from base 1 to 783 and encodes 260 amino acids. The transcript has a single exon. Lineage: Eukaryota; Metazoa; Arthropoda; Insecta; Coleoptera; Curculionidae.